Onthophagus taurus is the source of this 1223-nucleotide messenger RNA. RefSeq names its product longitudinals lacking protein-like. Gene Ontology annotation, molecular function: protein binding. The record is from RefSeq and is a predicted model, not a curated record. Lineage: Eukaryota; Metazoa; Arthropoda; Insecta; Coleoptera; Scarabaeidae. Gene Ontology annotation, cellular component: nucleus. Gene Ontology annotation, biological process: regulation of transcription by RNA polymerase II.
AUUAAAAUUAUAUUUUUAAUUUAAAAUUAGGUGCUAAUUCAAUAAUUUCUAUAAAAAUAAUGGUGGAGUUGGGUGUAAAAGUUUUGGAUAAAUCCCAAGAUUUAUUUCUUAAAUUUAAACAUUUUUGAUCGUUUUAGGAUGUGAAUAGAGAGUGUUGUUGCUAAAAAUCUUGAUGAGACGACAGUUUGAAAAUCUUGGCACCGAUUUUUUUCUCCAGCCGGUUCUUUAUAAAUAGCCAGCUGGAUAAUUAUGGACGGGCCACACCGGACCGCGAUUUCCCGGGGCAGUCCACACCAAUUUUCCAAAGUUAGUGCUCCCCGAAAUGGACGAACAGUACAUGCUCAGGUGGCACUAUCAAGAAACGACCAUUUGUCGAAGUUUCGCGCACCUGUUAGACUCCGAUCUUUUAACAGACUGCUCAAUUUCCGCGAAAAAUAAAACUUUUCGCGCACACAAAAUCGUCCUCGCAGCUUGUAGCACGUAUUUCUUGGGAUUAUUUCAGGGUCUGGGAAGUGGUGAUUCACCGAUUGUUGUUCUUCACGAUGCCAACCCCGAAGAUGUUGACGCUAUCUUAUCUUACAUUUAUAAAGGACAAUGUUUGGUGAAGAAAGAUCAAGUAUCAAGAAUAAUUUCUUUAGCAAAAAUCUUAAAAAUACAAGGUUUAUGUAAUGUAAAGAUAUCCGAUGUUAUGGAAAAUGACUGUGAUAAAGCUGAUGUUAAAUGUGAUAAAGAAAACGGGGAAGAAAACGAGAAUCAAAAUCAAGAUCCUCCGAAAGAGUUAACGAAGAAAAUUUUGAAAGAUUUACCCGAAGUUUGUAAAUGUUUUAUUUGCGGAAAAUACCUCAGCAACCAAUACAAUUUAAGGGUCCACAUGGAGACCCACAAAGACACUUAUUAUUCGUGCGUUUCAUGUCCCCACGUCUCAAAGAGCAGGGAUGCUCUGAGAAAACACGUUUCGUAUAGACACCCGGAAGAAUACACAACAAGAAAGAAGAAAAAAACUUGUUAAUAAAUCUUUUUUGUAAUAAAUUUAUUACUGAAAAUCCCUGGAAAAAAAUAAUAAUCAAAACACUCCCACAAUUUCAUCGAAUUAAUUGUAUAAUAUAAAAAUACAUGAAAAUAAAUAAAAAAAAGCUUUAAAUCGUAGGAACACAGCUCAUCAAAGCUCAAAUUAUACUGGGAUUAUAAAUACUUUUUAAAUGCAAAAUAAAACUUUUAAAUAA